UUUCUAUGGCCAGCUGUCACGUGUUGGACGCUGUAGACAGACUACUCCAAGAUGUUCGUAAAGACUGUCGUCCAUUCGGUGGUGUUUGUAUUCUUCUUAGAGGAGACGUCAAGCAGUUACUCCCCGUAGCAGCUGGCAGGGUUAGACAAAUUGAACUCUAUUUCACCAAUUGUAAGGCCUGGAUUCAUUUCAAAGUAUUGAAACUGAAGAUCAAUAUGCGUAUAGAGACGGGAGAAGACGAAUUCGCUAAAUGGCUAGAAGAACUCGGCCAAGGUACUUUAAACGAGAAAGUAAUAGAUAAUUCAGUUGAUUCUGUUCGUUUAUCGGAACAUUGUUUAACGAAUAAUAUUACAGAAGACGUCUUCGGUCAUCCCGAUUCAUUAACGGCUGAACAAUUAGCUUCACGUGCUAUUCUUUGCCCAAAGAACGAGCAUUGUAAUAGAUUGAAUGAUGUUAUGCUUGAAUCGUUUCCCGGACCACUAAUCACACUUCGAAGUAGCGAUAGUGUUGCUUCUGGAGACGAAGAUGAAAUAGCGAACUUUCAGUUAGAAUAUUUGAAUAGCAUAACACCCAGUGGAAUGCCCCUCCACGAGUUUAAAAUAAAAGUAGGCGUACCAGUUAUUCUUUUACGAAAUUUAAAUUUGAACGAUGGAUUAAUUAACGGUACAAGACUACUGGUGUUAUCUGUAACCGAUGCCCUAAUAACAGCAAAAAUUGUAAAUGGUCGUUUCAUCGGAAGAAUAACUUUCAUCCCCAGAAUGGAUCUAACCUCUUCAGAUAAAACGAUCCCCAUUACUUUAAAGAGGAGACAAUUCCCACUGAAAGUUUGUUUCGCACUCACAAUCAAUAAAGCUCAGGGUCAAACAUUUAACCAAGUAGGCAUUUACCUUGGUAGUCCUGUGUUUUCCCAUGGCCAACUUUAUGUUGCAUUUUCAAGAGCUCGCAAUUGGAACGCCGUGAAGGUUAAAGUAGAGCAGACUAAACAUCAGGGUAAACUGCUGAAAUUCGAAAUUCUCAAACAACAUUCAUACCAAAAAUAUAGUUUUCGACAACAUUCUAAAGACCAUAGAAUAAACAACCAUCUAUCACAAGAGCCAAUAAAUCAUAAAUGUGUAGAAAUAUAAUAUUGUCCUAUAGCGCAAAUAAAUAAAUUACUUCAAAUUUAAACAUAAUUUAAAUUGAAUAUAACAUUCAUAACAUGAAAUUUUUUGUUUCGUCAACCAUGUUCAAUGAGUUAACUUUCCACGAUAAUAUUAUAUGAUUUAUAUAAAAUAUAACCAAUUGGACUCGAGGAAACGACCACAAUACAACAGAACACAAGUUAUGUUUAUAUACCAGAACAGAAAUAAGGAAUGCAUCUGCUAUCAGCAUAUUCUAUUUUAAAUGUACAUUUUGCAUAGACAAAACGGAUGACAAAAUAUUCCGACUGCAACUAAACAUCAAAAGACUCAUUCAACCAGACAUCUCCAAUCUUACUUCACCUAAAUGAAGCCACAUCUAUUCCUACUUCACCCAAAUGAAGCCACAUCUAUUCCUACUUCACCCAAAUGAAGCCACAUCCAUUCCUUCUUCACCCAAAUGAAAUGGAGCCGUUCCCACCUCCCCCUGAUGAAGAUACCCAAUAAUUUUUAUCCCUUUUCACUUCACCUUUAUGAACAAUUCAAAUAACCUAUAGUGAAAUGUGAUUAAUAUAACAUAGUGUCAUAUAAUCAUAUUUAGUAACACUAAGGUGAGUGAAAAGUUAUGACCUUGAAAAAUAUUUUUAGUUUCGUUGAGUUAAUUAGUAUUAUAUAUAAAAUAACCAUAA
This is a messenger RNA of Harmonia axyridis, 1807 nucleotides long. Its product is annotated as ATP-dependent DNA helicase PIF1-like. The record is from RefSeq and is a predicted model, not a curated record. Lineage: Eukaryota; Metazoa; Arthropoda; Insecta; Coleoptera; Coccinellidae. Gene Ontology annotation, biological process: DNA repair; telomere maintenance. Gene Ontology annotation, molecular function: DNA helicase activity. The transcript is spliced from 3 exons. The coding region runs from base 6 to 1124 and encodes 372 amino acids.